AGCCAAUUUUUGAUUUUCUGCGUUAGAAGGAAUUACCAAAAAGAGGCGGGGAAAAGACAUAGAAAUCGCCGAGGCGCCUUUCGUUGGCUAUUCCGUAACGGAGCCCCCAAGCCGCGCUCAGGCGGACGCCAUUCGGACAUCAAGGCGGAGCGCUCGAUAGCCGCCGGGAAACCUCAGCUUCACGUGGAGCACCGAUUUCGAAUACGACCCCGGCUCCAUUUAAAACGAGUAAUUUCCGAGCACCUGCUCCUCAAACACAUCCCGGCCGCCACCAGGAGCUUCACGCUGAAGCGGUGCCACGAGAGCCUGGCGCAGGCCGAGCCCUUCUGCCACGCAAGAUUUCUGCACACUACGCUGCCUCGGAAGGGCCUGGAGGAGUUCUUCGAUGACCCAAAAAACUGGGGAGAGAAAACAGUGAAGUCUGGGGAUGCAUGGAAUAUAAAGCAGCUAAGGGCCAAGAGCAGUCAAGACUUGCACAAACUUUGGUAUGUCCUACUAAAGGAAAAGAACAUGCUUUUAACUUUAGAACAAGAAUCAAAACGACAGCAGAAGCCCAUGCCAAGUCCAGAACGAUUAGAAAAGGUACAGAAGUCUAUGAAAAAUAUUGACUUGGUUGUCAGAGAAAGAGAAAUUGCUCUGAGACUUCUACAAACUGGCCAUGAAAAGCCAGUACCUGGAGAGUGGAGAAAUGACUUCUUGGGACGCACCUACUGGUAUUCAUACAAGGAAUGGCCAAUACCAUGGUAUCUGAACAAAAAAUACAAAAAAAGGAAAUUUUAUUAUUUACCUCAUGUGAACCGCUUCAUCAGGCUUAGACUUGAAAAAUACUUACGUCUAAGGAACAGAAGGCAAAACUUAGAGAAGAAGAAGCAGAAACUCUUAGAAAAAAAGUUUCCUCACCUUGCUGUAAAAUCUCAGAGCCAGUAAUAUCCUGAAGAGUGCUGCAAGCAAUUGUCUGAGUAUGUUUGUGACCGGAACAUGGAAGCAAGUUCUAAAACUAGUGAACAACUUGACUGAGCAUUCCUUCAUGGCCUCCAUCUUUAUUUUAUCUCACACUUAACCUAAAUUUAAUUUGUGAUUUGAAAUUAAAAAGCUACUUCGGUAUGUAAUUCAAAAAUUGAUUGUAACACUUGUUUGUAGAAACAUUUGCAAAGUUAUACCUUAACCAACUACUAUAAAAGUGAAUCAUACCUUA
Messenger RNA from Meleagris gallopavo (turkey), 1195 nucleotides. The record is from RefSeq and is a predicted model, not a curated record. Lineage: Eukaryota; Metazoa; Chordata; Aves; Galliformes; Phasianidae.